Molecule: messenger RNA, 1452 nt
Organism: Lymnaea stagnalis (great pond snail)
Lineage: Eukaryota; Metazoa; Mollusca; Gastropoda; Lymnaeidae
Source: the annotation of a GenBank genome assembly
AUUCCCAGCAGAUAUGAUACCUUUGAGGACCCUUCUGGGAUUAUAGAAAAGUUUCACUACGGCACACACUACAGCAAUGCUGCCAGAGUCAUGCACUAUUUGGUCAUGGUCGAGCCAUUUACAACUCUGCGCAUAGAGAUUCAGAGUGGCAAGUAAGUGCAUAGAGUGGUUUCUGGGGGAGGGGGGUGGAGGGGGUUUAAAAUGCUGCACAUAGAGCAUUGCAGUGUCAAGUAAGUGCAUAGAGAUACUGGUGGAUGCUGGGGUUGGAGAGCGGGGCAGGAGGCAGCCAAUUUAGUGCCCCCAUCCCUUGUUUUACUGACAUUGUUUUAAUAUGUUCAUGAAUUCACUGAGGCUACUUGUACAUUGGUUAACUUCACAGUACAUGUAUGUCACUUCCAUUUUUACAUGAUCAUUUGUUUAAAAAGACAUUGCAUCUGAAUACCUUUCUGAAAUCCAAUAAGCCAUUACUAGAUCAGAAUGUGUGAAAGAACAGGAUGUGUGAAAGAACAGGUUGUGUGAAAGAACAGGUUGUGUGAAAGAUCAGAAUGUGUGUAAGAACAAGUUGUGUGAAAGAACAGGUUGUGUGAAAGAACAGGAUGUGUGAAAGAACAGGUUGUGUGAAAGAACAGGAUGUGUGAAAGAACUAAUUCUGUGAAAGAACAGGAUUUGUGAAAGCUUGAAUGAAUAUAAAGGAUUGUCUAAUCAGAAGAUUUUUUGAACGUUUUGGCUGAAAUUCUUUAUCAACAGACAGCUUGUUAGACAAUGCACAUAAUUUUAUUUGAAGUUUCUUUUGUGUACAUCGCCUGUGUAAUGAUGCCACUUUUGUGUAAAUUGCAUGUACAAUAGUGCCACAAUCCCCAGGUUUGAUGUGGCCGACCGUCAGUUCCACUCAAUUUCAGGGAGCUUCUCCUCCCUGAUGGACAAAUCAAAUGAUAUCCAGGAACUCCUCCCAGAGUUGUUCUACUUCCCGAGUUUCUUGUCAACUUCAUUGGUAAGUCUUACUGUAAAUGCGGCAGUGCAAUCUGCAACACUGCUAAGUAAAUCUUAAAUGCAGUCUGCAACACUGCUGAGUAAAUCUUAUGCAGUCUGCAACACUGCCAAUACUGACAUGCUCAUCUUUAAUUGUAAUACUUUAUUUUAAAGACCUUUGCUUUAAAUCAGUCAUCAAAACCUGCAGUCUUUCUAGUGUUAAAUCUAUGCUAGUGUUUCUGUGGACAUUUAAUUUCAAUGUUUGACUAUCACAUUAAAAAAACACACUUUUUCUUGGCUUCAUCCAUGGCAAGAUUACAACUACGGCUGUAGAUGUGACAUUUUCUCAGGUACUAACGUAGCACAAACUAAUUGUUUGUAUCAUGUCCAGGUUUUGAUCUCGGAAGACUUCAGAUCACCAAAAAGUCUGUGGACGAUGUCAAGUUGCCUCCAUGGGCCAGCACACCGGAAGAGUUCAUUUAA